Molecule: messenger RNA, 3456 nt
Organism: Linum tenue
Lineage: Eukaryota; Viridiplantae; Streptophyta; Magnoliopsida; Malpighiales; Linaceae
Source: the annotation of a GenBank genome assembly
AAGCAGAGACAAUCCUCUUCGAGUUUAUCGUCCCCUUCCUCUCAGGCCACAGCCGUCUGUAAAACGACUUUUCCUUGUAAUCCAGCCGGACAACCUCCUUUCCCGCCGUCUAUUUCGCUGUCCGACGAAGAGUCUCCCGACGACCGAAGUCCUCUCAAGUCUCAAGUCGUUCCGCCUAGACCCAAGGAAGAUCUGGGGAAAAUGCUAUUGUCAACGUCCCUGCGUUUACUCUGUCCCGCUAUCUCAUUUAGUUCACUACUUAAGCUCAAGUCUUCAACUCCAAGGUGUUUUCGCCUUCAAGAAUCAAUGGUUGGUUCAGGUUCGGCUAUGGAUAGUUCAAGUUGCACGUUGGUGCUAUGUGGAAAGUCGUUGGUGGAGAAUGAAAUUGCUGCAUCUCUGAAGAAGAAUGAUACUAUUAAGCUUUCUGAAAACACUGACCUGUCUGUGUUCUUGAAAUCAGAAAUUGAUAAGUUGUACAAACAGCAAGAAAAAUCUUUCGAUAUGGAGCUUUACAUGAAUUGUCUUUCGACACUGAGAUUCGGAAGACUUUUAAUUUGGUCACCCCUAAUAACUUCCACUCAUGAUGUUGUUUCCAGCAAUUUCAGUGAGCUUCCAAUCGGCACAGUUUGUGUUGCUGACAUACAGUAUAAAGGACGGGGUCGGUCAAAGAAUGUUUGGGAAUCUCCUGUUGGUUGCUUACUAUUUUCAUUCACGGUUCAGAUGGAGGAUGGGCGAGCAGUUCCUUUGCUGCAGUAUGUAGUUUCACUUGCCGUUACAGAGGCAAUAAAGGAAGUUUGUGAGAAGAAUGUAAUUUAUCCUUCAUAUGAUGAAAUUAACCGCUUUUUUCAGGGCUUACCUUAUAUGAGUGCUCGAAUAAAAUGGCCAAAUGAUAUUUACUUGAAUGGCCUCAAAGUUGGAGGUAUAUUAUGCACAUCGACCUACAGAUCGAAGAAGUUCAAUAUUAGUGCUGGUAUUGGUUUGAAUGUUGACAAUGACAAGCCGACUACAUGCUUGAAUGCCUUCCUAAGAGAAAUAUCCCCUGCGGCUUGCCACUUAACCAGAGAGGAAAUUGUGGCUUCAUUUUUCAACAAAUUCGAAAAGCUUUAUGAUAUAUUUAUAAACCAAGGUGAAUAUCCUUUCAAAAAUAAAAUGAAAAAUCACGGAUUUGGACCUCUCGAGGAACUCUACUGUGGAACAUGGCUGCACAGUGGACAAAGAGUAAUCAUUCAAGAAAAGGAAAAGGAUCAAGUCACGGAGAGUAUGGUAACCAUUCAGGGUUUGACGUCCUCAGGAUAUUUGUUGGCUAUGGGUGAAGACAAUCAAAUGUACGAGCUUCAUCCAGAUGGAAAUAGCUUCGACUUCUUCAAAGGAUUAAUCAGACGGAAACUGGAAUGAAAGAUGCAUGCAGUCAAGGAAAGUUGGAGGUUAUGCUCUGCCAGCUGACAAGCAGUUUCACGAUGGUAUCUUUUUGCAUCCUUUGAACAGUUUUUGUGGCAUGAUAUGUAGCUAUUCAAACUAGAGGCAGUCCUAAAAUCCAAAGGCUUUCAAAUUGAGACAAGUUCUGGCCAUUAGUUCUGUUUGAGGCUUGUGAUUAUGCUGCUGCAAAUGUGAAAUGGUACAUCUCUUCUCUUAAGGACCCGUGUUUAGUCAGGAUCUUUGUGUUGAUCAAAUCAAUAGAAGGAGCUCUUACACACUAUUAGCUAUAGUUUCUGUGAUUUGACUGAAUUAACGAGCACACAUAAUGUGCUAUACAUAGAUAAGCAUGUUAAUCCUCUUGUUCUGUGAAUGUUGCCACAUCUCCCAAACCUUCAGUGACUAGACUACCAGACCAUCUACACCACCUCACCAGACUUUCUCAAACUUGAACAAUUUCUCUUUUGUAUCAGGAGAGCCUUUGAAAAAAUAAUGAACCACUUGGUAAGGUAUACUUGGUGGUCGCUCGAAAAAGUAAUGAGAUUGCACCAUCAAGUUCUGUAGUCUGGUAAAAGGAGACGAUUCCAAUUCCAUCAAGGUCUUCAGUCUUGUGAGAGGAAAUUGGCAUUGUUCCUUUGGAAUGGACCACCAGCUUUCCUAAUAAUAACCAUUUGAUUAGUAGUUAUUGUAUGAGUUUAUUGUACUAACCAUAGUAAUCUGUAAGUAAUUACUCACCAGGUCGAAACGCAGGAUGAGAGACUUCGUGUUAUGCAAGCCACGAAAUAAGUUCAUACAUUGCCUCUCUGUUGUGUCAUUGUCCAGGGAAUGAUCAUAUUUCUGCUUUGUCCACCAAAGACGAAUGUACGCGUGAUCCAGCAAAGGAAGGUUCAACUCCGGGAGCUUCUCUGUGCUCGCCUUAUCACCAGCACGAAAAUAGAACGAUUUGAGCUUCGGAGCAAAAACUUCGACCAGCUCGAAUGUUCUAUAAACUAGAUGUUGAAUUUCGAGGUCCAGCAGCUUGGGUCCCGAUACUUUUAGUAAGCAUCUCGAUGUUGUGCAAUUGAUUACCUUGAGGUGGUACAGACUAGGGAGAUUAGAGAAAGGAUCAAUCAACUUCCCUGAAACAGAACAGUAGAACAAACACUGUCGCAGUUCCAAUGUCGUCAGCAAUUUGAAGCCCGGAUCACAACCAAGCGAACUGUUUUUCAGAUUCGAUUUGUGCAACUUGAGAGUUUCAAGAGAUCCAUGGAGAUUGUGCUCCACCAUUGCACAAGCCAUAUCGCGGAUAUCAGCUGGAUGACACGAUUCGCUGAUGGAGACAUGGCUAAUGCGACCCUGUGCAGCAGCUAUGUAUUGCAUUACGCUGUCGAAUAUUUCUGUACCAGCUGAAUGUCCACGAAGUGCCUCUCCCCCAAAGUCGUAGCUAAUGCUGCUGACCGCAGUUGACUCGAAUCGAAGAGACAGGAACUUGUCCACGUGUUUCUGGAAAUCGGACUUCUCUCUGAAGCUGGAGUUCCUGCUGAAGUUGAGGACAGGGACAUCUUUCCAUAAGCAUCUCCACCUUCUGGACAGAACGCUGGUCUGGACGGUGGAUGUGGUGUCGAGGAAGGACAGAAUGUAAUGCAGAAUGUUGUUUGGAAGAUGGCUCACUCUGUCUUUUGCUCUAACACUAGAGUUAACACGGCUCGUUUUCGGGGUUUUCUUCGAGUACUUUGACGAAGCCAUCAUAGUAGGUAUAGGCGUAUAGCACUGCAAACAAAUAUCGCUUGUUUGGUGCAUACAGAACGCUACGAAUAUAUAUAUAUAUGCAUGUCUUGAUCACCAUGGUCCAUUGAGUUGGAGAAAUCAAGCGUCUACUACUGAGUUAAAUGAGUUUACAAGUGAAUCGUAUCUGCAUGUCUUUUAUCACCAAGAUACAGAGAAUUGCAAGACUUGGGAUCGGGAGCGCCACUGGCAAUUCAAAGGACCGACAAACUAAUGUGCACGCUUACGGGCCGCAUUAUACGAAAAGGCUCUUGAUUUAAAUGCGAUAAUAACUUGGAU